GUCGUGUGCUGCUGCUGUUGUUGAUUCUGGGCAAAGGGUGGCAAUGCGGGCGGGGGACUAUACUGUGGGCCAGUUGUUGGCAGCUGCGCCUGCUGCUGCUGCGGCUGCAACUGCUGACCUGGUGGUCCCUUCCCUUGUCCUGGCGGCCCGCUUGGCCACUGCUGGAAGUGCGGUUUUCCACCGCCUUUUACGUACAUUUCCGAUUUCGCCGUAGCUGCUAUCGGACCACAAUUACGUCUGGAUGUGGUCCAUAGUCCCGUCCGGGUGUGGGUGAUCGAGAUCGAUCACCUCGCAACGCUUUGAUGUAAGGACCGGGGACCAACGAGACCAUUCUUUGCUUCUUGUUCUUCAAAAAAUACUUACACUCUUUCUCUCUUCAAAAAAAGCCCAAAACCAUGGGCCCCACACGAUGUGGGGACGGCAAUUUUCAGCCAUCAUAUAAUUAAAACAUCAUUAGAUCCAAACAGUGAUAAAAAAUGCAUCAAGCAAAAUGAAAACUUUGGGUCGUGUGCGUCAAGCAAAAUGGGUCGUGUGCUUUUCUGUAGGAUACGAGCUGGCUUACAAGCAGUCGCAUUCGACCGUUUUACUCGAUGCUCAGGAGAUGACAGAUCCGAAAGUGGCCAUCAACAAUCUAUGGAAACCCACUGAAGCAAAUGGUAUUAUCUUCAUGCACUAGAAAAUUUAUCUUUCCUUCCUUACCCUGGCGAUUCAGCACGACUGGACGACCUUGGUUGUAUCUACUAGUGCAGAUGAUUUUUUACGUUCGCUGUACUUGGUGUCUUUAUUUAAGUAUUUAUUAAGCUUAUUUUAAUUUAUUAAAAUUAGAAGGAGUUUUUUCGUUUCCUAAUUCGGUGAUGGCUGCUCGGUUUUCCGGGCGAAAGCGCUGCAGGAGUUCUGUCGAAUGAAAAUCGACGGAAGUUCGAUUCUAUUAAAAGAAUUCGUCCUACUGCUUGCGAAACGUUUUCAUUGGCACGCUGGGAUCAACAAAAAACAAAAACCACAGGAAUUGAGGCGACGACGAACAAGCUGCUCGGCGACGACAACGUGUUACGCAUUGCAAAUAUGUCUGGGUCUGGAAGAAUGCGUACUUGUGAUGCGCAUUUCACAACACACAAAAAUCUCUCAUACCUAGGCAGGAAAAGUUGCCCAGAGUGUGCGAUCUGUCAUGCGGAUUAGGCAUUGCGGACGCUCCUUCUCAAAACCUGUGAUGCAGCUAGGGCUCUCAUUCCGGACCUUCUGUGUCAUGCGAAAACAGCAUGACAAAAAUCUGCGUUCUCCUUCCUGACCCAGACAGAAUUGCAUUUGAUACUUGCUAAAGUACGACGAUCUAGCGAAAUUCAAAACGGCCAGUGACGGCUAUCCUGCAAAAAAAAACGUCCCAGCCUAAAGUCAAGUAGAUGGGAAUUUGACUGCACAAACGCCCAUGAGAUUUUCUGUGUUGUGCAUGACAGCUUUGGCGGCGUAGUGUAGUUGUAAAAAUCGAGUUUAGUUGCAAAUGUAAUCGCGUCACAUCAAAUUGAUCGCCUCAUGAUCCUGGUACAGGUUCUUGUUCUUCUAGCUUUGCAUACAUAAAUUUCCACGCACCAGUGGACAAUCAAUGCUACCACGAAACAAAUGGAUGCGCAUGAAAAUAAAGAACAUUUUAGGCUUAGGCACGCAGAUUCGCAUGAGAAGCGUGAGGUGGGGACGUGGUUGCACAGGAGGACGCCGAAAUCACUUACCAGGAGUGGGAGGCGGGAGGCGGGAUUUUCGCGCCCAAAGGGGGUGCGUAUCGUAAGGAAAAAUCCCCCCUCCCCAUAUUGAAAAGGUAUGUUUCCGAAAAUUUGCGUUGCUGAUUUGAGGUCACAAAUCGCAUCUGCCUUGCAAGGAAGAAGACAAGGGCAGCAGCUUCCCCCCUAUUAUGGAAGCGGUUUCUCAUGCUGUGAAGCCUAAAGAGGACCCGUUUGCCAUGCUGAACAACUAGACCCAUACGCCCCUACCUCGCCUGGGGAUCUGGCCGCAAUGCCUUCCUGCAAUACAGAGUUGAUUUGUGUACACAAGUCCAGCAUCAGAAACUCCGUUUUGAUAUGGGGAGGGGGGGUUUUUCCUUUCGAUAGUGCGGAAAAGAACGGCCCCCCAGAACUCGACGAGGAUGUGUUCGAGAUGUUAGCUGGAAAGGACGGUAUCAAAAUGAAAAAUCCCCCCUCCCUAUAUCAAAACGGAAAUUUGUGAUGCUGAUUUGUGGCCACAAAUCAGCUUUGUGAUGCUAGAAGGCAAGAGAUGCGGACAGUAGUGCUGUCGAGCGUGGGAAAGCCUUGCAGCUCCAGGAUGACAGGAGGCAACUGGAAGUGGGAAACAGCAUGACAGAUUACCUGCAAUAUAGGCCGCAGCUUCGUCUCUUGGCCUUCUAGCAAUACAAGUUGAUUUGUGUACUCAAAUACAGCAUCACAAAUUCGCGCAUCUUCCGUUUCCGAUAUGGGGUGGGGGCUUUUUUCACUUUGAUAGACGGCGUGCUGAAACGAGAGGACUUCGAAUCUGGCGGAGCCGCAUACAACCUGGGAGAUCCGAAAAACCACCACCAGAUUACCAGGGAAGUGUACGACCAAAUCCGUUGGGAAGCAGAGGCCAUGGACCUAUCCUGUGUAAAACCGUACUUGUUAUGUUAUCCAUCUUUUCCGACAGAACUUGUCAUGCAUACUUGCUGCAUGCCCAGAACGUCACUCAUGCGGCUUCGCUGUAGGGGUGGCAACAUGUUCUCGCCGUGAUUAGAAAAAAUCCGUCGCACACUAAAAAUCAGGAUAAGCAAGAACAGGGUCGUCCUCUGUGGUGCAACGGGCCUAGCUACGCGCGAAUGCAUGCACAUGACCACCAAGCUCGUGAGUCUCAAAGAUUAUCGACCUUUCUUGCAGAGCGAGAGUGCCCACCUUGCCUGUGGGAUUGUGUGGGUUGUGCUAUCGGUUUUUUUGCUAAGGAUAGGACCACGAUGGCGAUUCAGACGUGUUGUCUGUGAACGAUCUGUUUUAUCAAGUGCAAACAUGUUUAUUUUUGGGCCUGGAAAAAAUUAUUUCUCUACGCAAUUUAUUUCGGAUGAUCGGGUGCACGCAGGAGGCCUACAAGCUUUUACAUAGAGCAUUGUACUAGCAAGGUCUGCAAUGAGGACCUCUCGAUGCCUAAGUAGCCCGCGUGAGAAAAAGUGGCCUUCUUCGAAUGAUAAGAAGCGCACAUCUGUUUCUACUCUGGACCAGCGUCACACGCUUUGCAUCUCUCCAAACGAACCACACAUAUUUGCAACGGUGCAUAUUUUUCCGACACAAGACCAAUCUGACGGGCAGGCCGGCGCGUAUCAACUGCAAAUUUGCUGGGUCUGGGAGGUUGCGAGGCUUGUCAUGCUAGUCUCGCAUGACUCUGAACUCUGUAUUGCGUGGCCGCGAGGAGCUCCUCUUGCCUGUCAUGCAAAAAUGGAGUUUCUCAUGCGGAAUACGCAAGCCAGAACCACGGAAAAAAUUGUCAUGCUUGGAAGCGCAUUGCAGUGUGCUAUAGUAAUGCCUUCCUUGCAUCACAAGUUUCCAGACCCAGACAUAUUUGCAAUCCAUAGCGCUCGCACCCAGACGAUGUCCAUCAACGAGUGGCACGGGCGUAUUGCGAGGAAAAAUUCCCCCUCUCCAUACUAAAAAGAGAUACUCCUGAAAAUUUGCGAUGCUGAUUUGUAGCCAAAAAUAGUCUCUGUAUUGCACGAAGGCAACGCCAGAGACUCCGCUGCGCUGUGCACGCAGUUUGUAAUGCUGUACCGCCUACAGAAGAUAUGCCUGUCUUGCUAGGCGCCUACACCAAAACGCCCCUACUCAGGCUGUGCACCUGUCUGCAGUCCUCUACUGCAAGACAGAUUUGUGUACACAAAUCCCGCGUCACAGAUUUCCAUUAAUUUUGAUAUGGGGAGGGGAGAUCUUUCAUUUUGAUAGGCCGCCCGUCCGACUUCUACGCGCUAGCGGGCAGCACAGAGCUAUCCUGUGUAGAAACGUCUCCAACUACCCAGAGCCAAGGUCGUGCUGGUAAAUUUUCUACACAAAUCAGCAAGGUUAUUACGCGAUGCAAUCUGUUGUCACGCAACGGGCGUGGGAACCCUAGAAUGAGAAGAACAUUUCCAUUUUCACCAAACGAUGAUGAAAAAAGAUUUGCUACAAACACGAAGAAACAUGCUGCUCCUACCAUAACAAACUCCAAUGUAAGAUUAGAAAACGCCCCUCACGCGGCAGCGGAUGACACACAUUUUAGGAAUACCAAAUUGCAUGACCCAUUUUGGGUGGGGACGUUUUUACACAGAAUAGGAGCCGGCUGACCAACUCGAGCGGGACGACUUCAAGAAGGCGAACAUCGACGGUAUACCAGGCGUAUCCACUGCAAAUAUUUCUGGGUCUGAAUAUUUUGCGUUGCUGCGAUUGGCUUGGCGGCGUGGCGACUCGUACGGCAUGACAGCAUGAGAAGUUUAUUACCGCCCGUGGCAGCCGCGCAUCAUUGAUGUAGAUUCAUUAUCUAUCAUUUUCAUUCUUCUUCGCGCAUCACAGAUCUUGUCCUACCUCGCAUCUUGUGUCGCAAAUCCAGACCCAAAAAUAUUUGCAAUUCAUAAGGAGUGACCCGGGACGAGAUCUUCAUAAAGAGCCUGUACUAUUGACGAUUUGUUUUGAAGAAUGAUGAAUUUUUGCUUUAAUAAACUUCUUGUCGCGACACCCACAUCGAUCACGCAACACAGUGGUGUUUGUGUUGCCAGACAUGCAAGAAAUGGGAGUUUCUUCCAUGUUUUCCCUCGGAAAACGCGCAUUGCAGCUGUACUGAGUUCUUGAUACAACUUUCAUCUCGAUUUUCUUCCUUCGCUAGAGCAUUUUUGUCUUCGAUCUGUGCAAAUAAUAAAUCAAUUCACAGCAUGGAGGGUGGGUUCGACACGAACCGCGCGAUCGCGGAUUCGGCCAAUGGUCAGGAGACGCUCUCGUGGAACGAUUUCAAGGAUGCUGGACUUGUCGAUAGCGGCAACAAAGUUACCCUGAAAUCGUGGACGGACCAUGGGGGCACGCCCGAACAGUUUCACGCGCUUGCCGGAACAGAACAAUCGGAAAAUGUGUUGACGGAAGGCGGGUUCCACAAGCUGAGCACCGACGGCGGGGGUGCGACGGGGAGUCCGAACGUGCUAGACUCCAAGGAGCUUGAGAGAAUCUUCAACACCAACGAGGGUGACGGCUGGGCCGGGGAUGCAGCAAAAGAAUCCGGGGAUCACGAGCAGCUCGACUUCCAUGACUUGCAGAAAUACGUGGAGAAGCAUGACGAUGAUAAUCAUCCGUACAAUGCGAAUCACCCGCACACGAAGGUCACUUGGAGGGAAGCAAAACGCGCAGGCAUGCCUUUGAACCUCUGGAACCAACUGCGCGUAUCAAAUGCAAAAAUAUCUGGGUCUGGAAUGUUGCCGGGUUUGUCAUCAUGCAUAUUUUGCAUGACCCAGGAUAUCUGUAAUGCGCGACCUAGCAUCACAGAUCUUUAGAGGGCUUCCUGAUGUCUACUCCGCAUGACAAAAGCCCUCUCCGCGUAGCACAAACGAGACUCCUCUUGGUGGUCAUGCAAUACGGAAUCGACCAGAACAUGCUGCCACUCUAACGAGUCCUCACCUCGGGUCCGACCCGCGUUAGAGCUUGACCCAAUCCCCCCGAGGUCAUGCCCAGAGGCAUCGGUCGUAAAGGGGGUGACUGUGGUCGAGGGGUAAAAAAGGUCAUGCAAUACAGAUUUUUUUAGAGUCCAAAGUUAGUUAGCAUCACAAGUUCCAGCCUUCCAGACCCAGACACUUUUGCAUUUGAUAGCACGGUCACAACGACGAAAUCACCGCGGGCGACUUCACCAGAUUAGCGGACAACCCGCAGCUAUCGCAAAAAAAACUGUUUCACUGUGAACUUGUGACGCAGAAAAUGGAACACAGAACUAUUUGCUACACCUGCAACACAUUGGAUUUUCAAGCGUGAUUUCCCUUGGGAAGCGCGCAUGACAGACUUUCAGUGUCAUGUGUAACAAGCUUGUGAUGCAGAUCUAGCAAAAUCAUCACAGUGAAACAGUUUUUUCGUGGGAUAGCAGCUGGACGAACACAAGUUUCCGGGCGUCGACAGCGAUCACACAUCGUUGUCCGAAUGGGAGCGCGACCGUCUCGACAACGCCGGUUGGGAUCAAAAACCGGAACCCAACGAUCCUGCGAACCAGCUACCAAACCACGACUCGCCAGUAACAACGCGAAAAGCGGUCCGCCUUACGAGCAAAUCAGUGAAAAAACGUUUGCAGUAGCAAAAAAGUUCUUCGUGACGAGUUGUGGACGUAAUUACUUAUGCCCGCAUCGAUGAACAUUUUUGCAGCACACUUCAGCAAUACACAAAAAAUCCAUUACAGCUUGGCAAGCAUUUGCAUUCUACAUCGGGGCCUCCCUGCAUAAAAAUUAUAAUCGCCAUCAUACAUUGGAUGUUGAUUCCUACAACGAUGAGUACAGAAUCCAGAUCAAAUUUCGUGCAGAACGAGAACAAAACUUUUCCAGUUGCGACAAGGUAUAUCGUUUAGCGCAAACAUUUUUUCCCGACCCCGAGGGCGGAACGCCUUUCACCGUGAUAGCCAGAGGCUGAUCUUCUAUCACACAGAAAAAAAGCUUGCGCAUCGCGUUUGUUGUACCAAUAGCAAUACUACAUAGAAAUGAAAAAGAAGCAUCCAGAAAAGCCCACCGCGCAGCGGGUGGUAAGUAGCACCGCUCUAGUAUGCUGAGCUCCGAAGUCCUUGCAUUCGUUUCUGCAUGAUGCAUCAAAUGCGGUGUACUAGCGUCUUUCUAUCUCAUAGGUUCCGCACCAAGCUGUCCCGAAUGACAAUGGUGGUGGUAGUGGUGGUGGUGGUGGUGGUCUGAUAACACCAACAAACCUUGCGAUCGCGGGUGUAUCAACCGGAGCGCUUGGGUUUGUUGGCUACAGAGCGUUCGCCGGAGGAGGACCUAUCCUGAGUAAAAACGGGACCCACGCACGAUACUUAGUGAACAAGAUGAGAAUUACUUAUUUGGUCAAAACUUUUGCGAGUCACGCAUUAAUACGCGGAGUGUACGAGAACCCUGAAUGAUGCCUAGCUAGUCCAGACGCAUCACAAAUCCAGUGCAACACUCUGGCUAGCACAUGGCAGAUUUUUGUUCCAAGAAACAAUUCUAGCGAAAUCCUCGCCGCAUGAAAAACAUCCUCCGGAUGCACAUUUGCAUGGCGAGUCUGGCGUGGGCACGUUUUGACUCAGGAUAUGAUGCGAACGUAUCAAAUGCAAAAAUGUCUGGGUCUGGAAGAAUGCGCGAUUUGUCAUGCAUAUUUCUCAUGACCCAUGAUGCCUGUAAUGCAGGACCUGGCAUCGCAGACUUUUGGAGGGCUUCCUGAUGCACCUUCUGCAUGAGAAAUGCCCUGUCCGUGUAGCACAAAUUGUACCCCUCUUGCUGGUCAUGCGAAUACAAAUUUUUUUAGAGUCCAAAAACAGCAUGACAACUUGCAAUCUUCCAGACCCAGACACUUUUGCAGUUGAUAGAGCGAUCCCGGGCGCGAUACGUGGAGUCGAGCGACUCGGGUGAAGAUAGCUCCCAAGCUAUUACAAUGAAAAAUGCUCCUCCCCAUAUCAAAACGGAAAUCUGUGAUGCAGAUUUGUGGUCACAAAUCAGCUUUGUGAUGCUAGAAGGCAAAGGAUGCGGACUGUAGUGCGUUCUAGCGUGGGAAAGCCUUGCAGAUCCAGGAUGACAGGAGGCAACUGGAAGUGGGAAACAGCAUGACAGAUUGCCUGCAAUUUAGGCCGCAGCUUCGUCUCUUGGCCUUCUAGCAAUACAGUUGAUUUGUGUACUCAAUACAGAAUCACAAAUUCCCGCAUCUUCCGUUUCCGAUAUGGGGUGGAGACUUUUUUUACUUUGAUACAAGCGCCUGUGCAGCCGCAGCAUGAACCUGUCGUUUCACCUCUCUACCCACCGUCCCCUCCGGUCGCCGCUCCAAAGACGGAAACCCAAGUCGAGGUACACGUCACGAAGGGGAAGAAGAAGCAUCGAAGCAAGUCAAAAAGGGGCAAGAAGAGCCGAUCAAGGAACGACGAUAAUGACGGCUACGGCAGCGAGUUGGAAUCUUUUUUGCAAACCAAACACCAGGAAGAUCCGAGUCCCACAACUGGAACUGCGGGAGUUUUUCCUCCCGGUCCCGCCGAAGUGGAGACGUUGACGCCGCGUAGUACCCAUGCAGAGGGCGGAAAGGAGCAGGCCUCUCUUACGACUUCCUCUACAACGCGAGGGUCCGAAGUAGAACUGGCGCUGGACGACGGCACCUCCGAGGUUGGGCGGUGGCGGAAGCAGGUGCUGCCGCCCACGACUUCUUCUACGAGCACUGCUAGUGCUACGAAAACGAUGUUGACGAAGCAGAACGAGGCUGGCUCUCCUAAUUUGCAUCCUGACGACUCGGACGACGAGAUUUUUGUGCGGGAACAAGAAAACCAGCAGGAACAUCAGCAGCAAAGCGAGAGGUGGGUGGUGGACAACGAGGACUCUUCGAUGAAUCCCAAAACCACGCCGGAGGUCUUCGCAGAGCAGCGAUCCGCAAAUGGAAAUGAACGGCCGCACUCUCGAAGUACUAUUGCGACACCUGCGACCAUCAGCGUUUUGGCGAGGGGACGAGAGAAGCCGACACGAGGACUGGUUGAGGGAUUAAACCAGUACGACGCGCCGUUUGAGACAACUGCUCGCGCCAGUGACGAUGAAGCACCCAGAACCGACACCGUCGAGACCACCAGCGGUAGAAAUUCUCGUCAGGCUAGUGGUAAGCCGCGCCUCUCGUUCGAGCAACGCGAAGACCGCCGCAAGGCCGCGUUGCGCGGCACUCUGCGAGCCCCCGCGCAGCAGCGGAAUGCUGAAGACAUGACGAGCCUUCCGGCGUCAGUUGUGGGUGACGUAGUUGGCAACGACCGGAACGAGUUCAAACGAACAUCGACGGACGAGCAGCAGGAAAAUGAUCAAGUCGCGCUUCAGGGCGAACAAGCGGCAAAACCGAAACCUCUCGUCCGCGAUCGCGGAUUCUCCCCCAACCUGCGAGGCGCUGUCGCGCCCCAGCCCGAGCGGACGGUGCUCGAAGACGACAAGAACUUGUCAAAAUGAAAAAUCCCCCCUCCCUAUAUCAAAACGAAACUUCUGACGCUGGAUUUGUGUACACAAUUGCAGGAAGGCAUUGCGGCCAGAUCCCCAGGCUAGGCAGGGGCGUAUGGGUCUAGUUGUUCAGCAUGGCAAACGGCUCCCCUUUAGGCCCAACAGCAUGGCAAAUCGCUUCCACAAUGGGGCGAAAGCCCCUGCCGUUGUCUUCUUGCAAGACAAAUAUGAUUUGCGCGAAAUCAGCAGCGCAAAUUUUCGAAGUCAUGCCUUUUCAAUAUGGGGAAGGGGGAUUUUUCCUUUUGAUAGAGCUCUGCGGUGGUCUAUGACGCACCUGGAUCCAUCAGCUCCUGGCUACUCGGGCAGAGCGACGAGCACGGACACGCCGACGGUCCUUCCGAGGGUACUGUAUUUUUCCGAGUGGGUAUCGCAAGAAAAAAGUUCGUCACGAUCACUCAUGGGGAUGGGCAUUUUUGCAAUACAAAAAAUGCCUGUCAUGCGUAAAAAUGCAUCACAGCCAAACUUCAUACGGGAUUUCCCUUAGGGGUUCUGCAAUACAAGGAAAAGUUGUGAUGUUAUUUGUAAUGCAAAACCUCCAAGAUAGUGACUGUGACAAACUUUUUUCUCUCCAUAGUAGGAGAAGAAAAUGGGGAUGGGCCGCGGGCGGGGCAAGGUGAAAAAGCGAACAGACAGGAACAUCCGGCGGAUCACCUGCACAAGAGCUUCAGACGAGGUAUCCUCUGUAAAAAUGUGAUGUUCACUCCAGUUUUUCCACACUAAUCUGGCAUGUAAUGCCGCAAGUCUCUCUCUCCUGAUGCGGCUCCCCACGAACAGCAUUUUCUAGCUGUAUUGAGGAUUUAUUGUCUUGUUGAAUUCUCAACAUCGUGAGAGACUGUUAAAUGGGGACGUCGUUUUUACAUGGGAUACAAGCUGCAACCACGAAUACCACUGGCCGCGGCCAGGAGACGGUAAAAAUGGAUUCUGCGUUGGAUUUGCUUUCAUCUACGUCUUCCCUGGCUCCGUCCUUCAGAAGCGAUAUUGUACAGGAAAAAGCUAGCAUAUUAUAUUUGUACAGGAAUGUGAAGGUAGUCGUGUACUUACACAAAUAAAGGAUCUGUUUUGUGUACCACUGCAGGCAGUAUGCUAUGGGCUGGUCCUUGACAAAACCAAAUCUUGAUUUUCGUACUGUAUGCAUUUUUGCAUUGGAACAGUCGUUGUUAGAAAAUGAUGUUCCGUGCUAGCUUUUCUCUGUGUCAUAAACGAGCUGGGCUGGUCCGUGGUGUUUCUUUUCUUCUCCGUCCUCAUGGUUGGAGCCAUGUUCCUUUUUCUCGCACGGCUACCCAAAAAAAAAACUGUGUCGACUGUCACGUUGCGUUCAUCUUGCAGACGGUGCAAUGCACUGACUUACAGUCGUCAUGCGUUUCCGAUUAUAUGCAUGGCAUCCAUUCUACUAUUCGACAUGUAACUUGCCCUGGUGGUAUGAGGAAUUUAUUGUCGUCCAGAAAAGUUAUUGCAUCAACAGCAGCACGCAGGAGCACACAUUUCCUAUGUUGAUAACGGCAAACGCGGCGUCUGGUGCCACCACGGGAGGGUCUGCGUUUGAUCGGCCAGAAUGGGCGACAAGGGGCCCACGACCAGACUGCUCUUCCGCCACUGCAGGGGCCAGAAGCAAGACAACCCUCAUCGGCGGAGGAUGUUGAAAGCCGCAGUCUGGGCGAACGCACCACUGCGGAGGGAACGACGCCAGGCACGACAAUGGAGUCGUGAGGUUCCUCGUGGGGAGAUGCAGCCGCCGUUUCAGACUUUGCAUACCUAAUUUUUCGUUAAUGCAUUUAUGUAUGUAUGAGGUGAAACAGACGUUGCAGACUUUUGAAAAAAUUGACUUAGCAAUUAAGAACUUGUUCUGUCUUCGAUUAAAAACUACAGCACGUAGUAGUUUUUAUUUCAUGGCGUAUUUGGCAGCAAUGCCCAAGAGUCGUGAUUAUACUUACCGCAUUUACUAGAUGAAGCACGCGUUCCAAAAAUUCCUGGAGCAACACUCUAUUCUUUGUUUUACUUUUACACUGUCACAACUGAAAAAUAAUCGAUAGCGGUCACGCAACCUGCUCUACCGGUGAACAAUGUAGUACUAGAAACAAUACAAAUUAGUUAGUCAAAAAUAUUUACGACGUUAGGAUAUGAAUGAAUCUUGACAAGGACCAUGCUUUUCGUAUUCAAAAAAGACCCGUAAGUUGUGCCCCUUUAGAUUCCGGCGAAUAAAUUGACGCGAUCCUUAUUUGUUCAUGUAAUUUUCCCUGUAAGAAGAAUUCGCACGCGCCGAAGACAAAGCAGGAGAACCCCUGAUGGUGCCCUGGUAAAAUUCAUUGUAAUAUCCGAGAAAAGAAAAAGGCCGCCGCUACCUACCACUCCAGAAUGCGUUUAUCUGCUAUGCGAAAAGAGAAAAAAUGCACCAUUCCAAUUACUGUCUGUACCUGGAAACGUUGAUUUGUCAUGCAUACAAGAUUACUUCACGUGAGUUUUGCAUGAGGACAGUCAUGGAAGAUUUUUUUACGCGUAGUAGUGGUCUUCUCUUUCUUUGUUGCAUAGGCUACGAACUGAUGAUUGCACAACCACUUUGAUGAACCGAAUCAAAAGCCGACCCGGCAGUCCUCGCAGUUAUAAGCUAAUACGAGAAUUUUUCCUGAGAGUAGAUCUUCAGAAAAACAAAAAUCGUUUGAAACUCUCUGUAUCGAUAUUCUUCCAGCAGACAGCAGCGUCUAAAUUAUUUUCACGUUUUGGAGCUCGUAUUUGAAACUUUCCUGCGGAUAUUAGCACAUUGAGGCUAAAAAGGAUGUUGAUUCCUAGUACAAGUGUAAAAUGUAAUCCCCGCGAAAAAGCUAGCACACCAUAUUUGUAGAUUCUGAAACGAAAUGGAAGUAGACAAAGAAAUUUGUGUUGCAUAUUGCCCUGAAGAAACACCGUUGCUCUUGUAUACAGUUGAGCCCAUCAUGAGAGGUUUCUUUGUUUAUACUUAAUGGCCACUCUAUACGCUAUAUGCAUGGUGUGCUAGCUUCUUCUGUAGUGUCAUACGGGGUAUAUGAAGAAAACCUCAGAAAUUAAUAACGUGCCCUGCACUGUACACCAGUUUUGAGUUUCACUUCUGCGGUGCAAAGACUAGAGACCUGCUGGCUCCUCUUUCCGUAUCAAAAUGGGGUAAAGUCCCAUCUUUCCAGGUUCAAAAGGGGAUGGGGGUGUGUACUUUAUGUGCGCAUUUCAUUCUGAUCCGAACUGCAUAAAAUGUUCGCAUCGAGGGCUUUUUGUUGCAUUUUGUCGCGGACGAAUUCUGUUAGUGUUUCUCGGCCACAGCAGCGGCGUCUGUCGUGCCUGGCAGCGAGGAAGAUUUGAUUCGCUUCACAGACUUAGUAAGUCCGCCCAAGGAUGUUGAAAAAGUAGAUCUAAAUGCCCGAUUGCAACACUCAAACAAUGUGAUUUGUGUGCGCAGCAUUUCUACACAAAUUCUGCUUUGAGCAUGGGAAGGAGGGACUUUUCAUUUUGACACCCUGACAGUUGACCUCGAGCGAACUGCUUGAAGCGGCACCAGAAACCGCUGGACCUGCACCGAGGUCACGUUCCGCACAGAACGCGAAACCACCUCAGGUCCACUUCUGUCAAACGAAGAUGAGAAUGAAAACGAAGUAGAAACUAGAAAUCCAUUCGAGGAGAAUGUGUAUAUUCAAGAUGCACCGCGCUAAUAUAGAUAAACAAGCUAUCCGGCACUGUCAAAUGUGGUCUGCAUAUGGUGAUGAAUACCACCAAAGCGCCAAAGCGGGAGCAUCAUUGCGGAUGGACGCAGAAGCAUUUUUUCGGCUUCGUUGUACAAAGAACACUGGACGGCGCUGCUGCAAACUCGGUGAGAAGUGGCAUAAAAAAAUCGUGAGAACAAAAGCUGCUCCUUCACCUCGUCUCAGCCCGAUGAAUUAUUUGCAUGUCUGAGGUUUAUUCUUGCAGUACUUCAUCUUCGUGAGUGCAACAAAAGGUGAAAAAUAUGCGGAGUCGGUCAG
Molecule: messenger RNA, 13167 nt
Organism: Amoebophrya sp. A120
Lineage: Eukaryota; Dinophyceae; Syndiniales; Amoebophryaceae
Source: the annotation of a GenBank genome assembly